This is a messenger RNA of Pisolithus orientalis, 621 nucleotides long. RefSeq lists its product as uncharacterized. The transcript has 4 exons. The annotation marks the transcript as partial. The record is from RefSeq and is a predicted model, not a curated record. Lineage: Eukaryota; Fungi; Basidiomycota; Agaricomycetes; Boletales; Pisolithaceae.
CUCUUUUGCCCUGCUUGCCCACAACCAGGUAUUAAUUUACCUCCAGAUUGGAGAACUUGCUGCAGCAGGCAAUAUGUGAUGGAUGGCAACUUCACUGCACAGCAUAUGAAAAUGAACAAGCCAGAGCUGGAUGUGUCAUUAUCAGAUGGAAAAGGCUACAUGGUUUCUGAGGCACCCUAUCAGACUCAUCUCCAGCAGUCUUUGGAUAACAAGGAGAGAUCCACCUGCAGCAAUCACAGGGCAAUCAAUGCUGCCAAUAUCAACAAGUCCAAUCUCCAGUCCACUGGCAUUGGUGCAACAGCCUGUGCAAGACAUGGUUGCUUUGUUCCCCAUUCUGUGGUGGAUUUUCAAAAAGGGGAAAGGUAUAUGAACACUGACUACUCCAUCUGCAAUGCUCUUGAUUACCAUUCCCAAAGCAUCCAAAAGGCCCUUGUCAUUUAUGAUGUAGGGUGCCAAUGGAGUAUCAACUUCCAGAGUCGGGUAAAGUCCAGCUGCUCUCUUACUCUUCCACCUGGUCUCCAAAUCAUUCCUGCCCUUUGGUUUUGGUUUCAGCUUCACAGGCCUUGCUUUGACAGCAUCUUGCAUUGCCUGCUCUACCUCCAUGGUCACCUCCAUCUCUGA